Messenger RNA from Laccaria bicolor S238N-H82, 960 nucleotides. RefSeq lists its product as uncharacterized. The coding region runs from base 1 to 960 and encodes 319 amino acids. The record is from RefSeq and is a predicted model, not a curated record. The transcript has a single exon. NCBI's taxonomy places the organism in Eukaryota, Fungi, Basidiomycota, Agaricomycetes, Agaricales, Hydnangiaceae.
AUGAAGAGGAUAAUUGAAGAUCCAUCAUUUCUUCUUGGAAAUAAUGCUACUUAUGAAAUGGGAACUGCUGAUGGAAAGGAAUGGCAUUCAAAGAAGGUUAUUGAUGUAGUAAAUGAAAUAAAACCCUCUUUUCCUCACUUGGAAACAUUACUUGUUGCAUUUUUCAGAGGUGCACUGGUCAUAUGGAAAAGAUUUACAUCUGAAUUUGUUCCAGGUGGAUUAAUUGAUGAGGCCACUGUGGAAGAGAAGGAUCUGGCUUGGAUGCCUGCAACAAAUGAUGUAAACGAAGGGGCACUUGGCUCCUUCAGAGUCCUUAUGUGCUGGCAGCCCCAGUUAACACUGCUACAUUACAAUGCAUUGGCAAUGUUUGAAAAAAACAAGACAGAAGCUUUCAUGAACAAUUUUUUUACUGACCCAGACCAUAAAUACAUCCACAAACUGGCCAGAGAUUCAUCAGGGGAAGAGGCAAAAAGAAAGAAAGAAUUGAUAACAGCUGCAGAGAAAAAGAUACAGCUGAGAAAAGAGAAACAACAGAAAAGGCAAGAAAAGACUGCAGAAAAGGCGGUGAGAGUAUCAAAUAUUGAACUAAUAUUUGAUCUAUCCAAAGUUGAUGGCCUGAAAGGAAAAACACUCCAUGAUCAACUAGAUGCCUUCAAGGCAGCUAAAGGACCCAACACUGGAAAGCUUAAGUCCAAAGCUAAGGUUGGACUUAUUAGAGAAGCACUAAAACAGGAUAUUCAGGAGAAGCUUGAUGGUACUUGGGUUCCUGGAAAUAUGGACAGAAAUGCUGGUCCCACCACUGAUAGUAGACAAAAUACAACAGAGUCUGGUGAGGAAUUUGAUGGUUUAGAUGACAUUGAUAAUGAGGAGAGCACAGAUGAUGAGGAGGAGGGGCAGGAGGGUCAAGUGGUGGUGACCUUGGAUAUCAAUGAUCAGCAUCCUGACUGGGAGGAUCUUUAG